UCAUUGUUCACCCUGUUUCAGCCAUGGCCAAAAAGGACUGUUCUGCUGGUCAGAAGUGGGACAACCUAGUCAACACCUGUGUCUCCAGUGAGACAAAAACUGGACCUCAGCCCGAACCACCAACAGAGCCACCCCUGGCUGUUGUGGACCAAGUGAGAGACAGGGCCCCCUCUACCCAGGCCGACCCAGUGAUGGUGCUGAGUCAGGCUCUUUGGAUCCUUGUGGUGCUGGCAACAGUGGGGUCCAUCUUGGCUCUUGCUCUGUGGUUCAUCAUAUAUAGACGACAGAGCAGACUCAGAAGCACCUCAGAGGACACAGAGCCAGGACAGAAGCCUCUCCAGAAAACAGAGCCACCUGCCACUAUCCACCCACUGCCUUCAGAAAGAAACUGUCAGGCAGAGAUGUUUCAGAGAGCGGCAGAGGCCCUGUCACCCUGUCCUCACCUGCACCUUGGGGCCCAAACAGGCUCAAAAUGGGAGGAGGGUUUCAUCACUUGCAGGGGCCCUGCAAAGCAUGCUGGGACAGAGGGGGGCGGAGGGCUGCUUGCAUGCAGCACAAUGAGGGAGCACAGGAUCCCACUUCCUGCCACAGAGCUCGGUGGAACUGCGUUAGUUACAACUAAAACUGUAUAG
Molecule: messenger RNA, 632 nt
Organism: Xiphias gladius (swordfish)
Lineage: Eukaryota; Metazoa; Chordata; Actinopteri; Istiophoriformes; Xiphiidae
Exons: 3
Coding region: 24-632 (202 amino acids)
Biological process (GO): T cell costimulation; tumor necrosis factor-mediated signaling pathway; positive regulation of B cell proliferation
Cellular component (GO): external side of plasma membrane
Molecular function (GO): signaling receptor activity
Source: RefSeq, a predicted model, not a curated record